Messenger RNA from Octodon degus (degu), 921 nucleotides. Its product is annotated as olfactory receptor 5B3-like. Gene Ontology annotation, biological process: sensory perception of smell; G protein-coupled receptor signaling pathway. NCBI's taxonomy places the organism in Eukaryota, Metazoa, Chordata, Mammalia, Rodentia, Octodontidae. The transcript has a single exon. Gene Ontology annotation, molecular function: olfactory receptor activity; odorant binding; G protein-coupled receptor activity. The coding region runs from base 4 to 921 and encodes 305 amino acids. The record is from RefSeq and is a predicted model, not a curated record. Gene Ontology annotation, cellular component: membrane.
UCGAUGAAGAACAGGACAGAAGUGACAGAGUUCAUCCUCUUGGGACUCACCAGUGCCCCAGAGCUACAAGUCUUUCUCUUUACUGUGAUCACUGUCAUCUACGCCAUUACUGCGCUUGGGAAUCUGGGCUUGGUCCUGCUGAUCGUCCUGGACCCGCGUCUGCACAGCCCCAUGUACUUCUUCCUGGCGCUGGUGGACUUCUGUUACUCUUCUGCUGUCACUCCCACAGUCAUGGCUGGGUUGCUUACGGGAAACAAGGCCAUUUCCUACAAUGCCUGUGCUACUCAAGCAUUCUGCUUUGGAGCCUUUGCCACAGUAGAAAAUUAUCUUCUGGCCUCCAUGGCCUAUGACCGCUAUGCAGCGGUGUGCAGGCCCCUGCACUACACCAGCACCAUGACCACGAGAGUAUGUGCCUGCCUAACCUUAGGCUGCUCUUUUGGAGGCAUCCUGACUGCAUCUGUCAUCACAAGUGACACAUUCAGUCUCUCCUUCUGCAUGUCUAAUGUGGUCCAUCAUUUUUUCUGUGAAGUUCCGGCCGUCAUGGCUCUAUCCUGCUCUGAUAGGCAUGUCAAUGAGCUGGUCCUUGUUUGCAUGGCCAGCUUCAACAUCUUCUUUGCCCUCCUGGUUAUCUUGGUGUCCUACUUAUUCAUAUUCAUUACAAUCUCGAAGAUGCGUUCUGCUGCAAGGUACCAGAAGGCCUUCUCCACCUGCGCCUCCCACCUCACUGCCGUCUCCAUCUUCUAUGGCACUGCCAUUUUCAUGUACCUGCAGCCCAGCUCCAGCCACUCCAUGGACAUUGCCAAAAUCGCCUCCGUGUUCUACACCAUGGUCAUCCCCAUGCUGAACCCCGUGGUCUACAGCCUCAGGAACAAGGAGGUCAAGAGCGCAUUCAAGAAGGUUGCUGGAAGGACUGUGCAUUGA